Messenger RNA from Cynara cardunculus var. scolymus (artichoke), 573 nucleotides. RefSeq names its product metallothionein-like protein 1. The record is from RefSeq and is a predicted model, not a curated record. Lineage: Eukaryota; Viridiplantae; Streptophyta; Magnoliopsida; Asterales; Asteraceae. The coding region runs from base 62 to 289 and encodes 75 amino acids. Gene Ontology annotation, molecular function: metal ion binding. The transcript is spliced from 3 exons.
ACCCAGCUUUAACGAAUUUCAUUUGUGUAUUUUACCAAAGUAAUCUCAAAACCUUCGAAUCAUGUCUUGCUCAAGCGGAAAGUGCAGCUGUGGCUCAAGCUGUUCAUGCGGCAGCAGCUGCAACUGCAACUCAGCCGACAUCGAGAUGUCGACCACCACCACCGUGAUCGUGGACGGUGUUGCACCCCAGAUGACAUUUGCCGAGGGAUCCGAGACCAACUUCGUUGCUGAGGGUGGAAACGGAUGCAAGUGUGGCGCAAACUGCAAGUGUGAUCCUUGCAACUGUUAAGCAACGACCGAUGAAACGACCCAAACAAAAGAAAUUAUGUGUUUGAAAUGAAAUGAAGUGCGUUUUCGUGUUGUGUUUCCGUGUAAUAAAUAAAGAAAAGUAUGCUAUGGGUAUGAAUGUUUGAUAAUUUGGAAUUGCAGUGGGGUUUCCAUGUUUGCUUAAACGCUAUAAAAUUGGAGUUUGUUUGGGUCUUCAUAAGUGCUUUGAUGUAUAAUUGUAUGUGUUGAUUGAAAUGAAGUUGUAUUGUAUUCCCUUUUUCUCCUUUUAGAAAAGCAUUUGGGAUC